ACAGUGGUUGUAUUACUGUAAAGGAACUUGGCUUGAUUCAACAAGAGAAGGAGCAGUUUCUCAAACUUUGUAAAUUUAUGGAUGUUGAAAGAAUCACCAAAAGCUACCUUCAAGGAAGCCAGGAAAACGUGGAUGUUGGCAACUUAGUUAAGAGAGUUAUCAAACAGCGAGAAACCGAAUUAGAUGCUUUUUCAUAUGCUACAUUAUGUGUCGGUGUGAUGGUGACUAUGUGUAGAGAAAUAUUCUAUGAUAGCAAUGGAAAAAAGUCACCAGCUGUGGAUACCAAACAAAUUGAGGAUGAUUUGGAAAUGAGAAAGGAGAAACUGCAGCUGAAAGACUUAUGUAAUCCAGCUGAAGUGCACAUGAUAAUGAUUUCAAUUUGUACUCCAGAAAUCACAUUCUACAAAUUCUCGGAUGACGUUUCUGCAAUGCUUCACGAAAUUCAAAGAAUUCAUUUAAGUGUAAUUUUUCAACACUUCUGGAAAAGAAGGGUCAAAAGGGUUGUACAACAGCGAGCAGAAAGCAACAAUCUCAUGACAUUAGAUGACGUCGAGAAGCAAAUCUGGCAACAGGUGAAGGAGGAGUGGCAGGAAUUUGGUGUCAAAUUGAUAACAGGUCUAAUCACAUUAAAUUCCAUUACCAACAACUUGCAAAUUGUCAAUGAUAAUGCUUUAGAGGAUAGUCUAAAAAUCUUCAGAAUUGGCAACUCUCCAGAUAAGUGGAUAAAGGAGCGUUCUGACCAAAUCCGUCUGUAUCGACAACUUAGUAGGUGUUUAGUAACUGCUGAAACUAUUCAAGAGAUUCAAACAACAUUUGAAUUGCAAGGAGACUUUAGCUCCAUAGAGCUCCUGUGUUCAACAAGCAAGAGGGAUUUCAAGAACAAAUGUCUAAUAGACUUAAAUACAGAUGUUGCCAAAGCCUGUCGAGAGUUGGAAAAUGUCACUAGGGAAGAAACCAAAAGUUUAAAAACUUUGAUGAAAUGUAAAAAACUGAUAUUGUGGAUCAAAAGAGAAAUCAAAAAUAUGCAGGAGCUGAAGGUGUUUGUGGAUCUUGCAAUGAUCCAAGCUGGUGAAAAUGACAUUGAAAUUAGUAGAGUCUCCUGCCUUUACCAAGCUGCUACAGGCUAUGCUGCCUUCAUUUUUGAUCUGAAUGAAGAAUUUGGCUACACUGAUCUAAUGACCAUCUGCAAACAUACAUGGAUAACUUUGAAAAAUGACCCAAUGCUAUCAGAGAAACUUGAGGAUACUAGUCGUCAUAUGGAAUGGUUGAAACACAUCAAAGACUCUUAUGGAUCCGCAGAAGUGGCUUCGUUACACCAAGUGAAGAGAAUUAAUGCUGGUGAGAUCUAUGAAAUUGGCAAAUUGAAAGAGAGUGAGGUAAAAUCCAGCAAAGAUACUUCCUUUGAGAGCCUUCCAACAGUUUUAUGCCGAUCACAAGAAGAGACAUAUAAAAAGGAAGUUGAAAAAUCUCAACAACUAUUACCAGAUAUGUCCCUAUCCAAGGCAUUACAGUUUAUGGAUAAGAAAGACCUUGAGUGUGCCAUAUGCCUCAGCAGGUUUCAACAACCAAAGACACUGAAAUGCAUGCACACAUAUUGUCUACAGUGUAUCCAGAAAUGGGUGGAAACUCAUGGAAAGAUGAAAUGCCCAACAUGUGGACAAAACCAUAAUCUAACAAAGGAAGAUUUAAAAAAGCUGGCUUCAAAUGAAAUGAUAAGUCACAUAUUAGAGUAUGUCAAGAAAACCGAGGAUCAAACACCAACAAAAUGUUCUGUUUGUGAAAACCAACCAGCAUACCAUUGCUCAACAUGUCAACUAUUCCUAUGUAGAGAUCAAUGUAUCAAACAUCACAAGACAAUACCUUCAACUAAGGAUCAUCCACUUUACAAACUAGACAUAAAGGAACAAGACGGCCAACCAACCAAUUGCCAAGUUCACUGCAACACUACACUGGAAUUUUACUGCUCCAAUUGCAACAAGUCAGCAUGUAAGAAAUGUGAACACAUCCUUCGCUGUUAUCAAAAACAACAUAAAGUGAUUCCAAUAUCAACUGCUGUAGAUAAAUUCAACAAAGAUGCCAAUGAAAUUGUUGAGUUAGCUCACAAAAUUGAAAAGACACUAACAGAAAAACUAGAAAUGUUAACUAAAGUUAGAUCAGAAUUUGAUUCCCAAUUGAAGUUAUGCAGAACAGCCAUAGAAAUCCAGGAAAAGAAACUUAUCAGGAAUGUUCAAGAGAAAACUAAAGAAUUAAUAUCAGACCUUGAAAGUAUGUACAAAAAUAAAGAAAAUGAUGAUAGUGAAAUUAAUGAUAUAGAUUUAAAGAUAAAUCAAGUCAAGAAUCUAAUAGUCUCAAUCAAUUCAAUAAUGAACAAACCAGAAGAAACAGAAACUCUUUUAACCCACAAGGCAACUAUAAAAGCUGUUGAAGACAAGGUCCUAGGAAAUGAUUUUGAACAAUCAUUUCAAAAGAGAAAUAUCACACCAAACUUCAUUCCAUCUAUGCAGAUGGAUCAGUUGAUGAAUACCGAGGGCAUUGGUAAAAUCACAGCUGUUGAUCAAGGUUGCAAAAAUGAUGCAAAGUCAGCAGAGAAUGAUGUACAGGUAUGCCAAUUUGAAGAAUCAUUAGCUGAGGUAGAAUAUCAGGCUAAAGUCGCAUCGCACUGGAUUUAA
Molecule: messenger RNA, 2669 nt
Organism: Anneissia japonica
Lineage: Eukaryota; Metazoa; Echinodermata; Crinoidea; Comatulida; Comatulidae
Product: E3 ubiquitin-protein ligase RNF213-like
Exons: 7
Coding region: 78-2669 (863 amino acids)
Molecular function (GO): ubiquitin-protein transferase activity; ATP hydrolysis activity; zinc ion binding
Source: RefSeq, a predicted model, not a curated record